AUGACGUUGGAGGACACCUUAGUAAGAGAGUCGGGAAUAGACAUCGUACGACACGCCAUAGUGUCAGAGUACAGGAUACAAGUCUUGGUGUCUGAUAUUUUAAAUAUUCCCAGGGAAAUUCUUAGAUGGGACAAAGAUGCAAGGUGCAGAUAUGUAGAAUGUGCAAAGAAAGGAACACAAACGAUCCACAGGGCUCGUGCUAUGAUUGUUGGCUGUGCUGGUGCGGGAAAAACUACUCUUCUGAAACGACUACAGAAGCGAUCUCUUCAUGAAUUACAACAGGUUCAAAGUACGAUAGGCCUAGAAGUACAUGAGGAAGUCUUUGAGAUUGCGGAGGAUAAAGCAGAUUUGAGAUCUUUUACAGACAAUUCAAAUAAAGAAGGGAAGGCACUUUUGAGUGUUAUGGAUUUUGGAGGACAGUGUGCUUACUACGCCUGUCAUCAGGUUUAUCUCAGCAGAAGGGCUUUCUAUCUACUAGUGAUAGAUAUGUCAAAGUCGUUUAAUGAAAGGAUUGACAGAAAAUUUUGUGACCAGGAGGAAACUAUGUUUGCUGAUUGGACUUAUGGAGAAUAUAUCUUGUUUUGGAUGAAAUCUGUCCACAUGUACUGUGAUGAAACUGCACCGGUAAUUCUUGUUGGGACUCAUCUUGACAAAUCUACGGGACAGACCACCGACACAUUCUACAAUAGCAUUUUAGAGCAUUUACGGUUCGAUAAGAACCUUAAGAAACACUUGGACAGAAAAAGAUGCUUCCUUGUAGGAUUACACAGCAUUAAUGAUCCUUCUUUCAAUGAUCUCUCUGACUUGAUGUUUUGCAUCGCUUCAAUUGCAAAAGAGGAUCGAUGGAAGGAAACAAUACCAGCUGACUGGGCACUGGGUGAAUCCACCCUCAGGUACCUCAGAGGACAAAACCGCCGAAUUAUUUCGAAGGCAGAAUUUCAGAAGGAAUGCUUUGGUACUAUCAUAGAAAAAUAUGAACAAGUUCCGGAUAUCUUAAAACUUUUCCAUGAAAUCGGAGUAAUUUUGAAUUUUAGAGAAGGUGUUCUUUCUGAAACUGUUAUUAUUGACAUUCAGUGGUUUGUCGAUGCAUUCAAAAAUAUCAUAACGGAUUUAAACAACGUCAUGGAUAAUGUGAAAAACGAAGAAGAUUGGCAAAAUUUUUACCAAAAUGGAUAUAUCUUGGACUCGCUUUUGGAAGAAAUAUGGUCAUCUAAAAGUUUCAAUGUUGGAUCAUUUAAACCCAAGAUCCUUCAAUACAUGCAGCGUCUUGGUCUGCUUGUUGUUGGUGACAACCAACACUAUAUACCAUGCAUGAACAAGUGUACUUUUGAUGCUGCCCAUGAGGACAGUUUUAAAAGGUGGAAAAAUAAAACAUCGGUGCUUGUCCUUAGAUUUCAGUUUCUUCCAUAUUUCAUUUUCUGUCGCCUGGUUGUCGCCUGUAUAACAAGAACAGAUGGGGAAUGGGGAUUUCUUAACGACCAAGGAUUACGUCUGUUUAAAAAUGUCGCUUGCUUCGCUUAUAAAGGACACGGAGUUGCUCUUGCUGUGAACCAUUCAUCAAUACAGGUCCAGGUUUUUAAACCUGGUAACUCAUUUCUAGAAAAGAAAGUUACAUUGGAGGUACGUAGUACCAUAGAAAGGCUACUGAAAGAACUCACAGGAACUUUUCACAAAGAAAUAAUGUACAUUGCAGGAUAUCAAUGUUCCAUGUAUGAAGUGUUUACAGAAUACAAUGGGUGCUUUGUUGAGGAGACAGCAAUUCAAAGGAAGGGUCAAAUGGUUUGUCCUAGACAUGCAUUGUUACAUCAUCAUGUUCUUUGCGAAUCAGAUAUAUUGGGUUACUGGAAGCAGGAUUGUGGAAUUCAGAAUGCAGUAGAGGCUGCUUCACGUCAGGACAACUUUAUUGUUGCUUAUGAAGAAGGACUGCGAAAAUUCAAUUUCAAGACAUUUGAACAUCUGACAAAGGUUGGCCGAGAUGCCCUUCAGAUCUACUUUGAUAAGGAAUUCCCAUUAAGGGACCUCGUCAGUAUGUCUUCGAGACAAGAAAAUUUCAGGAAAGUUUUUCGUCUGAAUGACGGACAAUGUGCUAAGUUAUUUCCAGCUGAUAAGUCUAAUCCUUCCUCAGAAAAGUUUGAUGUGACUAUGAUGUACACAAUGUUACGUAAUCGUUAUCCACGUCUACAAGCCCCGACUAAAGGUUGGGGAAGGACUCCUGAUACAUCCGAUAUAAGACUGACUGAUGACGUAGAAAGGAUCCGGAUUUACAGAAAUGAAAUCGGACAUGCAACGGAAGCAACAAGUAAAUUAGAAAAGAAGGAACUAGAGGAGAAAGCAAGAGAUCUCAUGGAGGCCAUUCUGAGGCUGAGCAACGGAGUGUUGAAACAAGAGAUGAUGAAUGCAUUGGAAGGAAGAACAUAGAAAACAUAGGAACAUAGGAAAGUCACGUGAAUGACAGAAUCUAUGAAAAAAGUCAUCUUGCAAGGAAAACAAGACUUGGUUACCAAGGCUGCAGAAAUUACGUCAAAAAUGAACUCCAGCCUCUUUUAAUAUCAACUAAUAGCAAUUUUGGAGUACUUGUGUGUACAAUCAGAGUGAUCUUUAACAAUUUUAUUUUGUUGAUUAGCAAUCAUAAGAUAGGAAAACAAGGCAAUUUAAAUUUACGAUAUGCAUGCAUUUGAAAGAUGAUGUGAAUUGUCAUGGAAAUCAAAAUUUUUCCUAAAAUGAUGUCAAUUUGAAAUAGAAGUUGAGCAUUUAAAAAAAUAAUGA
Molecule: messenger RNA, 2766 nt
Organism: Saccostrea cuccullata (small rock oyster)
Lineage: Eukaryota; Metazoa; Mollusca; Bivalvia; Ostreida; Ostreidae
Product: probable serine/threonine-protein kinase pats1
Exons: 10
Coding region: 1-2418 (805 amino acids)
Source: RefSeq, a predicted model, not a curated record